AUUCUGAAUUGUGGAGACAGACCGGGAGCUCUCUCCUCAGAAUUCUCUCCAACCGCGAGAGAGAGAGAGAGAGAGAGAGAGAGAGAGGGUCUUCAAUAUCUGCGCAGUCGAUCUCGUCCGUCCAUCGCGUGGAGCACGAAUCCAGAUGGAUCAGAUCCUGAACAAGGCGGGGAGUUACUGGUUCAGCAAGAAAGCCAACAAAGAGAUCAAUUCUGUCGGUGAUGACAUCAACUCAUUGUCUAGCAGCAUCGAAGGCGGGGCAAAAUGGUUGGUUAAUAAACUCAAAGGGAAGAUGCAAAAACCAUUGCCGGAGCUGUUGCAAGACUACGACCUAGCAAUAGGCAUCUUCCCCCGUGAUGCCACCAACUACGAGUUCAAUGAAGAGACCAAGAAGCUAACCGUAUUCAUACCCUCGAUAUGCGAAGUUGGUUACAAGGACUCAUCCGUUUUGCGCUUCUCCACCACUGUGACCGGGUAUCUAGAGAAGGGCAAGCUGGCCGACGUCGAGGGGCUGAAGACCAAGGUGAUGAUUUGGGUGAAAGUGACUUCAAUCUCAACCGAAGGAUCGAAGAUCCAUUUUACCGCUGGGAUGAAGAAAAGCAGGAGUAGGGAUGCUUACGAGGUUCUCAGAGACGGAGUCGGAGUGGAUAAAUUCUAAAAAGUUUGCUGGUAUCAUGUUGUGAUUAGUUUGGUAUUAGAUCGAUGAUUUGGGACCAUGCCGAAGCCUUUCUGCUGAGAUUAAUGGAUGUUUUUUUAUAUUCAUGGAAGUUUGUAAUUAUGGGAACCAUUUCUCUUGACAGGGCUCAUCAGGAGAAUAUACAGAUUAUCUUGUUGGUACUCAUACAUUGUCAUUGGAUCAAGCGUAAGCGUCUUUGUUGUAGAAGUAAUAAACUGUGGCUAGGAAUAUACCUGGUGACCUUACUCUUUGUGGUUUA
Messenger RNA from Magnolia sinica, 935 nucleotides. RefSeq lists its product as uncharacterized. Bases 146 to 658 code for a protein of 170 amino acids. The record is from RefSeq and is a predicted model, not a curated record. Lineage: Eukaryota; Viridiplantae; Streptophyta; Magnoliopsida; Magnoliales; Magnoliaceae. The transcript is spliced from 3 exons.